AAGUAAAAACGAACGCUCAGUUUUGUUGUCGCUGACAUUCAGUACGCGUUGUUAAAACUAAUUUAAUCUUUAAGUGAGAAAUAAAUAAAAAAAAAUUAGUUUCUCAACAAUUUUAAGUUUUUGCUGCAGUUCAAGCGACAGAUUGCAACCGCUUCGAUAUGGUACGCGUUGUGGAAGAUAGUUUUGGAAACGCCAUAAAUCCGCUUACCAAGCGGAACGAAACUAUACGCCGCUUCACAAUUUCCAAUGAAAUGCAAAUGUCAGUGCAGGUUAUAACGCGUGGCGCUACUAUCACUACUCUCAAAGUGCCGGAUGCAAGUGGCAAUGUGGAUGAUGUUGUGCUCGGUUACGAUGAUAUUGCAGGUUACCAAACUUCAACGAAUCCUUAUUUUGGCGCCACUGUUGGGCGCGUUUGUAAUCGCAUUGGCAAUGGACGCUUUAAGCUCGCCGGUCGGGAAAUUCAAGUCAGUCGGAACUUCAACAACAAACACCAACUGCACGGCGGCUUCAUUGGUUUUGACAAGGUGCACUGGGAAGUAAUUGGGGUACAUGCUGAUGGCGUUACGUUGCAACACUCCUCUCCAGACGGACACGAAGGAUAUCCGGGCCAAGUUACCGCAACGGUGCAUUUUACGCUGACCGAGGACAAUUGUCUGCAUGUGCGCAUGGAAGCGGAGACAACUAAAACGACGGCGGUCAAUAUGACAAAUCACACGUAUUUCAAUUUGGCUGGACAUGCUUCUGGCAGUACUGAAAUAUAUGCGCAUUCCAUUAAAAUUAAUGCAAACGAUAUCACCGAGACGGAUGCAGAUUCAAUACCCACCGGACAGCUAACCGCGGUGCAAGGUACUCCAUAUGAUUUGCGUGCAACUGGAAAUUUAGGUGAACGCCUGAAGAAACUGCUACCUGCAAGGGGUUAUGAUGAUAACUAUUGCGUGGAGUUGGUCAACAAUGGCAUAACAGUGAUCGGCAAAGCAUUUCACCCCGGCAGUGGUAGAUGGUUGGAAAUUGCAAGCAAUCAACCAGGCGUACAAUUUUACACUUCAAAUUUUAUGCCAGAUGUAACGGAGCCACCAAUUGAAGGAAAAUCUGGCGCCAAAUACCAUAAGCAUGGCGCUUUUUGUCUUGAGACACAAAAAUAUCCCGAUGCUGUCAAUCAUCCAAAUUUUCCAUCCAUCAUUUUAAAUCCUGGCGAAAAAUACAAUCACGAAGUGAUUUAUAAAUUUGGUGUGUGUCGUCAUUGCGAGGCCGAGCCAGAAUAGCCAGAAUAACCCGAAUAGCUCGAAUAGCCACAACAGGCGGACUUCCAGGGCGGAUCUGUGGUUUGCUGCGAAGAGUUUAUACAAAAAUUUAUAAAUAUAAUUUGAAUUUAUUUAGAUAACAA
This is a messenger RNA of Teleopsis dalmanni, 1384 nucleotides long. RefSeq names its product galactose mutarotase-like. Gene Ontology annotation, biological process: glucose metabolic process; beta-D-galactose catabolic process via UDP-galactose, Leloir pathway. Lineage: Eukaryota; Metazoa; Arthropoda; Insecta; Diptera; Diopsidae. The record is from RefSeq and is a predicted model, not a curated record. The transcript is spliced from 7 exons. Bases 159 to 1262 code for a protein of 367 amino acids. Gene Ontology annotation, molecular function: carbohydrate binding; aldose 1-epimerase activity.